UUAGCUAAUACUGUAUACGAAUUAUACCCUACAGCACGGCCGCACGGGUACAGCCACGGCCAUCUUAACAGCAGGAGAGCAGCAGACGUAUAAACUUCAAGAUGAAUACAGCUCGCACUCUAGUCCGAACCUUUGCAACUGGCUCAGCACGCAGGGCAGUUAAAACUGAGACCCACCCGGGAUACCAGAAGAUGCGUACCAAGAUGUUUGAUUACCAAAUUGACAAUGGAGUGCCAAUCCACCUUAAGGGAGGUGUAGCAGACAAUAUGCUCUUUCUCAGUACCUUGAUUCUCAAUGGUAUUGGAUUUGGCAUGUGCUUGCAUUUCUUCUAUGGCAUGGCAUUCCCUAAGAAGGCAACCUAGUGAGACUCACUCACUGGUAAUGUGCAUUCAUUCCUCAUUCCUUAACUUUGUAAUAGCAUUACUAUGGGUAUUCAAUGCCAGCUCAUUAUUUAAUGGUUUAGUGUCUGUACAUAGAAAUAAUUUAAUUGAAGACCAUCAGUUUAUUUAGUGAAAAUGUAUAUUUCCGUCUAAUAAAUUAUAAUGAACAAAGA
Homarus americanus (American lobster) is the source of this 553-nucleotide messenger RNA. Its product is annotated as cytochrome c oxidase subunit 7A2, mitochondrial-like. The record is from RefSeq and is a predicted model, not a curated record. The coding region runs from base 102 to 362 and encodes 86 amino acids. Lineage: Eukaryota; Metazoa; Arthropoda; Malacostraca; Decapoda; Nephropidae. The transcript is spliced from 3 exons. Gene Ontology annotation, biological process: mitochondrial respirasome assembly; mitochondrial electron transport, cytochrome c to oxygen; regulation of oxidative phosphorylation.